Molecule: messenger RNA, 2064 nt
Organism: Anolis sagrei ordinatus
Lineage: Eukaryota; Metazoa; Chordata; Lepidosauria; Squamata; Anolidae
Source: RefSeq, a predicted model, not a curated record
UCUUUGGCUUUGUUACAUGAACAAAUAAUGUUUUGCAAGCGUAUUCUUCCUGUAUUUAUUGAAGCUUUUCAGAAAAAGCAGGGUUGUUCUUUUGAACAUGUUUUGGUUUCUAGGGAGAUCCUUGGAAGUGCCGGAGGAAGCCUGCAGCCUAGUUGUAAAUUAGAUCCUUGCGCUAUAGAAUCACUGGUUGAACUACAAAUUGUUAUGGAAACAAUUGAGUUCAUUGAAAAUAAGAAGAAACUUCUAGAAAGGGAACCAACUUUCCGAAGCUUGCUUUGGUAUGAUAAUUCUCUCUGCAGUGAGCUGUUUGGUGGGCAGACAGGUACCCAACAACAAUCAAAUUUCUAUCCUGCUUUUCAAAGGAGAUUAAAAUACAGUCCUCUUAAUGAGCUAGAGAGCUAUCAUAAACAACUGGUAGACGUCUUUGAGAACACAAGAUGGGAAAAUAAUUCUUACUAUACCUUCUUGAAGUCAAGACGAGAAAUAGAGGAAUGUGAGGCUGCAAUGGAAACUAAUUCCGAUUACUCUGAUUUCUUUCUUUCUGUGCCAUAUGUUUGUGGAGCUAACUAUGGUGAUACGCUAGAUGAUCUAGAAGCAACAAGAAAAAACACAAUGCAGUUAAUCAGUGUAUAUAAAGAUCUUCCAGGCAUUCAUCUGAGUGCUGAAAAGGACUUCCAUCUUUGGCUUAUAAUGGACAUUACUACUACCAAGUUAGAAUUUAUAAGAACCUGUGAAGGAGUGAAUAUAAAAUCAUCAUUGUUUGGUCUUGAGCACAUAUUUUUUGACGCAGCUAAAAGUCUUGUUUGGAAAGAGAAAUUCAUAAAUGGAAAUUUAAAAGAUGGACAAAUGCUCAAUAUAGUUGACUUGUCUAAGUUCUAUCAAACAUAUGAAAACAUGAUACAGCAAAUUACAGAGCAAGCUGUCCAGCAAACACAUGUUCAUGAAAAGAAAGCUAGGCAACAAAAUGCAAAUAAUUGCAUUGUAAAUUCUCUCAUAUUGCCUAAUAUUUGUUUUAUUGGUGAAAUACUGGAUGAAGCACAGUCUGCAGACAUUGAAAGACUGGAGCAGCUUAUGUGUCGGUGUACAGAACACAUGGAGAUGCUGCAAAAGUAUUUUCAGAUUUUACAAGAAGAGAACAUAAGUGUCUUAAUCACAAAAGAAAAUGUUUUGGGAUUUAUGAAAAGUGAUGGCAUAAAACCAGUCAUCUUGAAACCAGAAGCUAUUGAGAUUUAUAUUGAACUGGCAAUGGUAUACGAAACUGUUGUAUACUUACAAAAUUCAAUAGCUCAAAAAGUAAACAAGCCACGAUUUCGAAGUUUGCUAUGGAUUGAUUUGUCACUUCUGCCUGAAUUUUUUCAGGGACAGGAAAAAAUGGCUUCUUUUUCUUACCGGAAAGGUAAUAUUUUAGAACUAAUAAAGUCUUCAAUUUCUGAAAUUGAAGAGGAGUUAAAUGUUAUUUAUGACUAUUCAGGGAAUUUAAACUGCCCAUAUGCAGUACACCUUUUUACAAGAGAGCUUACAGAACUUUCCAAAACUAAAAACCUGCUAAGAAAAUCGAAGCCUUCCAUCGCCAGGUGUGUGGACCUGGCACCAUAUAGCAUAAGUUUAAAUUAUGGGAGUACUGUUUAUGAAUUAGAAUGCAACUUCAACCAGUUUUCUUCACUUCUUGAAAAACUAAUGUUAGCUGAAAGGAAGGAUUUGGGGAAAAUAGCUCACAUUAUGAAAAUCAUGAAAACCAUUGAACACAUGAAGUUUGUCUGUUCUGAACAGGGAAAAUCACCUCUCCCUGUAGUUAUACAUCAGAUGCUUAAAAACUGGAGAAAAGCAUUCCAGUUUAAAAGGCUGGACACGAAAACAAAUCUGACUGAUGGUGAAGGAAAGAGCACCAAACACAACUUUCAGCAUUCCCAAGCUUGGAAUGAAAGGCCUGCUAAUGUGAUCCUAGAAAGUAACCUGUGCUCACCUGAGGAAAAUAAUGGUUUCCCUCAAAGUAAAAAGAAAAAGAAACAUUGAAAACAUAAUUUUUCAAAAUGCAAAGGACAGCAGUUAAGCAUUUCAGCAGAU